GUAUUAUAUAAAUUUGCCUGCAGGUCAUCACUGCUUCAGCCUUCUUUCCUCUCCCCAUCAACUUUCCAGGAAGUUCAGUGUGAUGCGAUCGAAUGUGAAUUCAAAAGCAACGAGUACGAAUCUUGUGGAGAACUUACCCCGUGCGCCAAUAUAACAAUUAUGGUCAACGGGAAUAACGUAAAUUCAACUUCGAACGUUAUGACAGCACCAGCAUCGAAAGUCACAGUCGCGACCAAGAUCAUAGACAACUAUCUCGUUGUGUUAUGGAAAGAAACCUCGGAAACUUCUCAUACGAAGUGCCAUAAUUCCACUGAAGUUGAAGUGACCUUCGCCAGAACGGGAACCGUUACACAAAUCAAAGGCAGCCAAGUGGACCGCGUUCUGUUCCCCAUGUCUCAGUGCGAUCUUGGGGAUGGGGAAGUACGCGUCAUGUCCUUAGGCGGCAACGGAUCGAGUGAGCCGAGGAAAGCCAACUUCACUUUCGAAGAUAGUGCUCUUGUCACUCCCAUUGUGGGAUCACUGGAACUAAACGCCACAUGCGACACCAUAGAAGCAACCUGGGAGUUGAUUGACUGGUGUCCUUACCUCGCCUGGUUUAGGGUCACAUUAGAGCCCUUGGGGAUGGUCCAAACCACGCUAGAUUUUAACGAUACCAGCACCGUUUUCGAAGGUCUCGACGCUGGCACUAACUACAAAGUGUGCGUCCAGCCGGUAGAUAGCAAUAGCGUUGAGCUUGCCUUGAUCAUCUGCAGCACCACAAACACAAUCAUUCCUGCCGUGGAAGACAUUCUAGCUGAAGCGGUAAAUCACACAGCGAUUCAAAUUUCCUGGUCCCCUAGUGAAUGUAACAUGUCUGAGCCUCUACGUUAUGAAAUUGAAGUUGUUACCUGCAAUAAUCUCACGAAUGAAACUUGUACAGGAAAAACGUUUGUAGAGUCGACUACAGAGCUGAACUACACACAAACCGGGCUAGAACCCUAUACCCUAUAUCAUGUAUCUGUGAUUGCCAUAUAUUCAAGUGACUCCAGUUACCAAGCCGACGAUUUUGUCAUCACUCUCCCUACGGCCCCUUAUGACCUCCAGGCAUUCCUUCAAGACUCCUCGACUAUCUAUGUUUCGUGGGAUUACCUUGAUGAUCUAACAGAAAAUCAAACGUACGACAUCAGUUGGAAGCUAGAAGACUCCGACGUGAUAUACAGCGACAGCACAACGUUGAAAGAGUACGUCAUCAAAGGAUACAACGGAACAGGGACGACUCUCCUGUGCGUCAGCGUUACCCUAGAUGUGACAACGAGCCUUCCGGAAUGUAAUGAAUUCCAGCUCUACUAUCUAGAAGAUGAUUUCGGACUGAUUCUUGGACUGAUGUUGGGUAUCCCCCUCAUUAUAUUUGCCAUCGGUCUCGUUCUGGCUCGUGUCUUCAAAGUACAGCUUGUAGACGUAUUCCCGGGAGUGUAAUAUUCCUGGAACUUUUUCAUAGAGCGCUGUAGUUAAUAAGAGUGUGGAUAUACUUAAUCAAUGUUGUUCAUUAAUGUAUAUAAAGAAAAUUGUUGCUCUGUAAGAAAAUAUUUUGUCUUCUUAUAAUGCAUUUAUAAUAAAAUGUGUAUAGAAUAUAGAGAAAA
This is a messenger RNA of Penaeus monodon (black tiger shrimp), 1619 nucleotides long. Its product is annotated as protogenin-like. The record is from RefSeq and is a predicted model, not a curated record. The transcript is spliced from 6 exons. Gene Ontology annotation, molecular function: protein binding. Lineage: Eukaryota; Metazoa; Arthropoda; Malacostraca; Decapoda; Penaeidae. Bases 160 to 1455 code for a protein of 431 amino acids.